Messenger RNA from Lingula anatina, 8308 nucleotides. RefSeq lists its product as uncharacterized. The record is from RefSeq and is a predicted model, not a curated record. Gene Ontology annotation, biological process: nuclear migration. Gene Ontology annotation, molecular function: actin filament binding. NCBI's taxonomy places the organism in Eukaryota, Metazoa, Brachiopoda, Lingulata, Lingulida, Lingulidae. Gene Ontology annotation, cellular component: meiotic nuclear membrane microtubule tethering complex; nuclear outer membrane; cytoplasm.
UAUAUUUUUUGUAGGAUUUAGGCAAUUAAUCUGUGUCUGAGUAGAAGGAUUGAGCCUAAUUUGCUGUUUAUUUUGACCAGGGGCAUCAGGUACUGACCAGAGCCAAAUGCUGAUGGAUGGACACUGAUGUUUCACUGAUUACUAAACAGUAUAUCAAACCAAAGACAAGGAUGGACAACAGUGAGGUCCACUUUGAAAAUGAAGAGGAACAGUUAAAUCAACAAAUUAUUGAAGUACAAAAAGAUGUAGAAGAAAAUAUACAGACUGCAGACUCUCUACUCAAUGCAUUAGAAGAAGACUACAAUGUAAAUGAGGAGUGGAAGGAAAAUGUUAAGAAACUACGUCGCCAAGUGCGCUUAGAAGGUCAGCAUGUGCUUGCUGUUCUAAGGCUAGGACAUAGCCAUCUCCAUGACAACUGGAGCUUCACACUUGAUGUCAAUCUUGCAGAACUCGAAUUCCACUAUCGAGUUUUAAAGCACAAGCUUAGUGCCUUGUUGAAACAUCGUAGGCAUUUUACAACCACCACUGAUUUAAGUGUGUAUCUCUUAAACAGUGGCACUAGGACAAGUCCCUUGUAUGAAAAAUUACCCAACCCUAGAGAGAAGCGCAUCGCCUUGGAUUUGAGUGGCAGCCAUUCUUCCCUAGCAUUGAAAGGUAGAAGGUUUGUUACAAGACUUUCUGGAUCAUACAGAGCUGUAAUUAAAAGCAGUGUUCAGAGGAGAACACGGUCUGCAUCACCAAAAUACAGCCAUGAUACAGAAAGGGAAAGAAGCCCUGGCAGUGAUUUCUUGUUCACGCCAAGAAAACUAAAAACUAGGAAAAAGAUUGAUAUCUCUGACAUUUGUUCUGAGAUAUCUUACACAACAGCAGAGAGCUCUUUUGAUAAUUGGAGUACAGUGUCAGGAUAUCAGAGUCAGGCAGGACUGUCAGAUUCAGAGUGUGGUUUCUCUCAGGAUUUUACUCAUAAGAAAAAAUAUGGAAACCUUGUGUCUAGUGGCAUAGCUGAACCACCAAGAAGCUGCAAAAUGGAAGCCACUGCAGGUGUGAUCCAUUCUGGACCCAGUUUGCCUGACAACCCUAAUUCUUGCCAACCAUUUUAUCCAACAGGUGUGUCCACACCAAGCAGAAGUGGAAGGCGAUCACCAAAAUACAAAGAAGGUAGGGUGUCCCCCAUUGCUAAUGGGAGGAGGAGCCCUAAAGGGGGUGGACGUAGGCCACAGAAGCUGAUUGGAAGGUUUUCUCCUAUGAGACAAGAUGGGUGCAUGUCGCCAGCAAGUACCACAGAUGGCAGGUCAUCGCCUCCCAUGAUCCUUGAUGUCGGCAUGUCACCUAGUCUGAAUAAAACAGCCUCUGUACAAGAAGGCAGAAUGUCUCCAACUCAGAGUGGACGUCUGUCUCCUAGCAGUGGGCGUAAAUCCCCCAGGGCAGCCAGUCUUGGGCCUGAAGAAUCACCAAUAGUCACGAAGAGAAGAAAAAUUGUCCUGGACCCUCUACUGGAUAGCCCCCUGUCUUCAGCCAGCACUGACACCCUUCAUCAAAGUUUUCGCGACUCUCCUGAGAGAUCUUUCGUUAGCAGCCAUGAUGAAUGGAGUGACAGCUGCCUGAGCAGUCCCCAAGCUUCGCCCCUGGGGCUGAAGGCACGGAAAGCAAUGAAGGGGAAUUAUAAGAAGGCCAAGGAAGAUUUGUGGGCAGCCAUCCAGUCUGACUACCAGUAUCUUAUGGAUGAUGAGAUCAUAGAGACUUGUAAGUCCACUGAGAGUGACCUGUCUUGGGAUGAUGAUGAUUCUACCACCUUUCCCAAUGUGUCCUUCACUGAAUUCAUACAGCAAUAUAAAGAGCUCACAGAUUGGUUAAAUCAAAUCAAACUUGUCACCCAGCGGCAGAGCAUGAGUCUGUCAGAGAAGUACCUUAAUCAGUCUUAUCAUGAAGAGAUGCUGCAACGAUCACCAAGACGCAAACUCUUCAAUGACUAUGCCAAACAGCUGGCCAAGAGGUACCCCAACAUGAAGGAAGAGAUCAAUGCUAGGCUUCAGUUCGUCAACUCUCAGUGGGGUCAUAUUCAGGAAGCCAUUUCCCCUAAACAUGGACAUCAAAAUGAAGAGCAAAUGCUUCGAGAUUUAGAGCAAGACCUGAAUGGUUUGAGACGUUGGCUUCAUGAGGUGGAAGUGAAACUUCUUCCACUGUGUCUGCGUGCCACUUGGAGCCAAGAGGAGCUAGAGGCCAAGCUGAAGGACCAUCAGGUCUUGCAAAGAGACAUUGAGUCUCGUUCAAAAAUUGUUUCGGCUGUUCUGAAGCUUUGUGAGCGUUUAGAGGGAGACAAGAGGGCAUGUUCUGAUGAAGAUGACAAAGAUACUCUACAGUUUGCAGCCCUGAAUCUAGAGCGUCGUUGGCAUGCUAUUUGGCUACAGUCUUUGGAGUGGCAGUGCCGCUUGGAGGAGGCUAUCAGUAGGAAGAAGGGCCUAAUUACACCUGUCUCUCAGGCAUCUACCUUUGGUGGGUUUAACUUCCACAGUGCAUCCCAGCUCAGCAUACCACCUACAGAUAUUGGAGAUAGUGAGAGAAGUGACUACACGGACACAGACAUUGAUGACUUUAACAACUCUGACAUCAUCCCCUUUGCUGAAAACGAGUAUGAAAAGAUAACAUCCGAAGUUGAUGUUCAGACGGAGAAGGACGAAAAGAACACAGAGAAAGAACCUGGUUCAGCCAUUGAUGAUUUACUAGAAGUCCAAGACAGCAAUGAGAAGAAGUCUGUUGUGUUGAGUAGUAUCCAAGGCAGUUCUUCGAAUGAGCCUUUGGAACAUGCAAGCAUGGAGAAAGGUAAACAACGGACGACCAAGGGGAUUAAAGGGUCUGUGGAGGGUCAACAAAGCAGUCAAGAAGAAAGCAAAUUGGAGGUGAUGGGCAGCAGUCCCCCCACUAAGGAUGAUGACCUCUACACAAUGGUGGUCAGUGCCCUAAAUGGGAAGGAUUCGACUGAGGAGACCACUGCUUCUUCUGAUGACAGUAAGCUAGAGAGCCAUGAUGUUGGAUACUCUAGUGGUGGACAGUCUAAUGAAGAAGUUGAGUACAGCAUCACUGAGACCACACAGGAGGUAAAAACAACCAAGAUUCUCGUGAGGGAAACACAACAUACAACCAUCUCUGUCAAGAAGGAUGACACCUUGGAGGCAUCAGUGAGUGAGAUUAAUGAUUCCACUUUUACCAAUGUGUCCUCCCUGCCCAGUGCUGAGGAAUCCCCAUACCAGGCUGUGUUUGGGGAUGAUAGCAGUCAUAUCCAGGAGGAUCAAGAACCAAAUGGAGAGGAUUCUGAGAAGUAUGAAGAGGCAUUAUCAUCACCAAGCAAGAGAUUUUAUAGAAUGACAUCAGUUGAAGAAGAAUUUGCAGCUGAAAACCGAGGCAGUAAUACUGAGGAAAUGACCCAAGGCUACAAAUCUGGGUCUGAAUCUGAUACCCAAUCCAAUGCCAAAGUGCGUACAAGGCUGGACUUCUUGAUACAAGACUUGGAACACCGUUUGGAAGAAGAUACUAAACCCCGUUCUCGUACAAGCUCUGCCAGUGCUUUUGGAUUUGAUGAUGAAGAUUCCUCCAGCUCUCUUACUUCUGAUGAAGAGCAUGUUGACACUCAGAACAACAACUCAUUUAUAGAAAACUUGGACACAUUUGAGGAUUACAACCAUACUCUAGAUACUUACAAAAGUCACAGCAAAAGAUCUAGUGAUGAAAAAUCAGAAUCCUUGGCAGUGCAAGCUAAUUCUGAUUCUGAUCAUCAUCAAGAAGUCACCCAAGAUGAUGAGCCGGAUGGAGCUCCCAAUUAUGAUUUAGAACAAGUACAUAUACCAAAUAGCAGAGAGUCUGUAGAACGCUUGGUGCGACAAGCAGAGUCCUUUGUCAGAGAUGGGGAUUUCAACAUUCAGACGAACAGGUGGACUGAAACAUCAGGCAAAAGACGAAGAAGGAGAAAGAAGAAAGACACUAGCACAGAUUCCUCUGCCAAUGACAAUGCGGGGAAUUAUGUGGAAAGUUCUUGUGAUGCAAGCAGUGAAUAUACCAGUGACUCUGAGAGUUCAUCGUCCAAUGAGGAAAAUCUCUACAGCAGUGUGAUUUUCAAAGAGACCACUGUCACAGUAGAGACACAGAAUGAAGGACAUGUUGACAGUGUAACAGCCCAAGGAAGCAGUUUGUCUGCUUCAAGUUCCCCUAAUAGAGAGGUGCCACAUGGGGUCAAAAUGAGGCGAAAAGCCAACCGCCACAAACAAAACGGCCGCCCAUGGAGUGUGACGGAACUCUAUGAACUAACGAAUCGAUUAGACUUUUCUCCAUUUUCCAUAUCUGAAGGUGCUCUUGAUGCCUUAGGAGGAAGCCAACCCGAUUCUUUAAACAAAGUGACUGCCUCUGGUACAGAACUAUGUUCAUGGAGGGGUGCCACACUGCACAAGCUUUCCCCACAUCCCAAACGUAAACACCAUACAAAACACAUGAAAAUGAAGCGAAGUGUGUCAGAGAGUGAAAAGUUGUCACAGGAACCACAGGUUGGUUCCAGUGAAAGUCCUAGGGAAGAUAAUAAAUCUCUCUCAGAGCAUGAAACUCUGUAUGCUAUGGUGGCGGGUGCCCUGGAUGCCAGAGAACAUGCUGGGUCUAGUCAGGAGGAAAUAAGUCAGUACAGCCUCCAUACUGGCCAGUUGUCUGCAGUCUCUGGAGAAGGAAACCAGUCAGAUUUGGGUGAUCUGGUUGACACUGAGAAAAGAGAUGACAGUGACAAGGACAGUGAUGACACAGAUGAACUCCUUAACAGUACUGUGGAAUCCUUCUCAGAGCAUGCUUGGGAUCCAUAUCAGGACCCACCUUACCAAGUAGUGACCAGUGAUGACAAUGAAGAGAAACUGGAUGACAGUCACCUUACUUGGGAAAAUGAGGACAAUUUUGAGUUUGACGAUGACUACAUCAAAGACAGUGGCAUGUUCUCAGCAGAGUUCUUGUCUGCAAUGCAGCCCAAGCAAUCUACUGUUGAUAGUGCCCUUGAUGGCAUGGCUACUUCUGCUGCUAGCAAUGGUUAUCCAUCUCUGAGUGGAUAUUCUGGAGAUAGUUCUAGAGUGGACGAUUCUGACUCAGACAUGGAGGAUUUUCAGCAUGUCAUCAGUGAGUCAGCAAAACAGAUUCAGGUGACAGAAACGUCACUAAAGAAACAAAGGCGAGAUGCCAUGGACACUGGCCUCUGUAUGGAUCCCUCAAAAUAUGCUGAGCUUGUUGCAACUUGUGAAACAAACUUGCGCUGUCUCCAGGUGAUUAUAGAACAUUUGAAUGCUGGAAAAAGUCUCGUUGGGCUAACUGAAGAAGAUGUAAACAGAGUACAUGAGAUCAUGACCUGUUGGAAGGACCUGCAUAAUCUUGCCGUGGACAAACAGUCCAAGUCACGCCAGCUGUCUGCCAUUCAUCAUGAGAUGCAGAUGGUCCACAAGUACUUAAGAGACCUAGAAAAUGGUCUUGAACAGAGCAACUUUGAUGACAUAAAAGCUGUAGAGGAAAGGAUUAAGUACUUACAGGAGGCCAAACUGAGCAUAUCUGAACAGAAGUCAACUCUUACAAGUGUAGACAUGAGGGUGUCAGAGUUUGCGGAACAGAAUACUGAUAUUAACAUGCUAAGAUUCAAAAAGGAAUGUACUGCUAUGUGUAGCAGAUUUAAAGACAUAGAAACAAGAACUCUUACUAGAACAGCUGAACUUCAGAAUCUUCUUCUUGCCUGGUAUGACUACUCAGAGACAAGUAAGGAACUAGACUAUCUGCUGAGUCAGCAAAGGCAGCAUAUUCAGCUCAUGCAGGCAGGGCAGCAGAUCCUUGUGAUGAACGAACAGGAGAAAGCAGAAGCUGCUAUUGAUCUCAAGAACAUGCUUAUCGAGUUGGAUGGAUAUGAAGCCAAGAUGGCAUCAAUACGUCAACUCUCCUCACAGCUUCUCCCGCUGUGCAGUACUGACACACAGACAGACAUUCGUGCCAGUGUGGGGACUCUUAGCAACCAGCUGGAUGCACUCAAGCAUGACUGCAAGAGAAUGGUUGCCAGUUUACAAGCCAGUGAGACCACUGUGGACAGAAUUGAAGAAAACAUGGAAAUUUCUCCUGAAGCAGAGGUCUUUGUUGUUGGUGCGGAAGGCCUUGAAGCAGUUGGGGCUUCUGAUGAUGUUGGGUUAAGGCAGAGAAAAAUGGAAGUCGACUCUGAGAUUGAAUCUGCAGUUGCUGCAGAUGUUCCUAUGGAAACUGAAGAGGUUGUCAGAGAAAGUAUACCAGUUGCCAGUGCAACGGUGGCAGCAGAGAGCAGCAAAGUCCGUCCUGUGAGUAGGUGGAUUGGGAGACUAGCAUUUUGCCGACGCAUACUGAAGGUAGCAAUCCCUCUACAAAUAUUGCUGAUCUUGUUAUUUGGAUUGGCCAUGUUGCUGGAGCCAGAUUGUUGUGAAUAUUUUAACAACUUCCGCCUGACCUUUGCCCCACAGUUACGCUAUGUGAGAGGCCCACCACCUAUAUAAAGACAAGAUAAAUGUUAACAUGAAAGGUCUUUGUAUGUACCAAAAAUAGAUUGAGGAAUUUGUAACCUCAAAGGUCAGAUGGAAGAGUGCUGCUCCCUAUCUGUAUAGUAAUUCAGAAAAUUGCUGCUCCCUCUCUAUGGUUUCAACCUGGAAAGAGCUGUCACAGUUAAAUGAGCCCUCUUAAAAGAGCUGCUGCUAUCUGUUUGGAGGAACUGAAACAUAUACCAGAGACACUUUGUCGAUCUAAAGUUGUUGCCCAUAGGUAGAGGGACAUGAAGUGCAUUGAUGUAUAUAUGGUGACAUUUUGUACAAAGAAGUUUUGCAUUCAAAGGACUAGAAAAGAUGGUUCUUUUGUUCAUAUGGUUACUUCUUGUGCAAAGAAAGGCAUGUCAGAAAAAUGUUGGUAAGAUAACUCUAAGAUAUUGAUGCAGUUGUACCAUUUAAGCUUUUGCUUUUGCGAGAUGUUUUAUCUAAAUGUUCACCAUGAACAGUGGGCAUAUUAUUAAGCAAUUUUCUUUUGCAUACCUUGCAUGCAAAUAAAAAAGAUAUUCAUUUUAAAGAAAGUUUUAAUUUCAAAUAGGCAGCUGAAAUAUUUUAACUAUCAUAACAUAUUUUUGCAACAGUGAACAGAAAAGAUAGUAGAUAUUAAUUAUGUCUUAAGAUCAUCUCCUGAAAAGGUGUCAUGAGGAUAUGCCAUCACGGCAGCCUUUUAAGGUAAGAAAUUACAUUUGACUUUAAGAAUUAUAUUUUGCAAAUUAUGAAAUUGUAAAUUUAGUUUGUUUUAGACCCAAAUACUUAUUAUGGUUAAUGGUCUUUCUGGUAUUUUAUCAUUUAUCCAUACUUAUCAUGCGUGACACUUUUUACAGUGAUAGUGAAAAUUUACCCUCAAUUAUGUAAAGACAUAGAAAUGCAUGUUUAUAUCAAAUUUAUAUCAAAGAAUUGGAAUGAAUCUAUUUUUAAUAAUAAAGUAUUUAUGAUUACUAUUAUUUCAUCAGCUAUGUACAUAUAGGUGUAUAUGCUGCUGUGGUUUAAAGAUAUUACUGUCCAAAAGUACUCAUGAAAUUAAUCCAGAAAGGCCUUGGCCUUUAAAGCAUUUGAAAUAAUUUUUAACUGUCUAGGAAAUGUAUCUCUUUCAAUAGCAAGUUUUAACUUCUUAUUAAAAUAAAGAUAUUUGGUUUAGGAAAUUUGGGGAAUAUUUUAUGAAAUGUUUUGUUACAGGAUAUUGUAACUAGCUCAGUUUUUUAGCAUUAAAAUCAGAUGUUCUGGGAAACCUAGAGGCUGUUAAAAUUGUGAUGUUUGCAGUUUUACCUUAUUGUAAAAGUUAACAAUUUUUGAGACAUUUGUUUGAAUACUCACUGACCAGUCAUAGUGAACACAUGAUGGUGCCAUUUAACUCAGGGUUAUUUAUACCCUCUUGCUUUAUACUUACCAUAUAUAAUUUAUCAGAUGUGAUCUUACCCACGUAAGAGCCAUAAUAAUUCUAUAUUGACCAGAUAUAUUCAUUGGCCCGAGUACAGUGACACGGCUGUUUAUAUUCACAUUUGGCUAUGGUAUAUAGCAGUCUUCUCUAUUGUUUAGGAAUGAAACUGAAUUUGUUUUUUUUUUUAUUGUAAAUUGAUUGAAACCUGGAUGAAUGAUGAAUAUUUUGUACUUGCAGCUUCUUAAAUUAUUACUUCGCAAUGAGAGAAAGCGAAAUUGUAUUCAUAUUCAUGCUGUAUGCUGUACAUAAGUGUUAUUGUGGUAAAAUGAAAAAAAAAAUUAAAAAACAAUAAAGACUUGUACAGACUAAA